AGCCCGGUGCGCAACGACUCCAUUCCACAGUCUAUCCAGACUACUCUGUCAACCUCAUCUUCUUACCUUGGGCAUCUCUGACUUGUGCAUUUGGCUUUACAAGACAAUGAGCGGGGAUCACGGUGAAAGAGACUCGCAGGUCAAUUCUGGGUCUCGAGCCAAUGACGCUCACAAACACAAGGACAAGCACAAAGAACACAGGCGCAAAGAACACAAGAAAGACAAGGAGAGAGAUAAAGCCAAGCACAGCAGCAGUGAACACAGGGAGCACUCUGAGAAGAAGCACAGAGACAAGGAGAAGGAGAGGUUGAAGCACAGCGACGGGAGUGUCGACAGGCACAGGGAGAAACAGAAGGAGAAAGACAGAGAGAAAAGAGAGGUCAAAUCCUCCCAUGUUGAAGGCAAGCCCAAGAAGGAGAAAGAAAACGGUCAUGCGAGGGAGAUGUGGAACAGCCCCAGCCCUCCUGCCAUUAAGAGUGAACCAGAGGAGGACAACGGCUUGUACCCCUCUCCCAAACACAACAAGACUCUGAAGAGAGAGAGAGAYGAGGAGGAAUUUGAAUACAAGCCCAAAAAGAUCAAGACAGAGAAUGGCAAGAAGAGAAAACAGGAGGAAGAGGACAUAAAACCCAAGAAGAAGACAAAAGACAAGAAAGCUGGAGCGGAUGGCAAGAAAGCCAAGAAGGAAACAGAGGAGAAGUGGAAAUGGUGGGAGGAGGAGAGAUCUACUGAUGGCUCCAAAUGGAAGUUUCUGGAACACAAGGGACCUGUUCUUGCUCCUCCAUACGAACCCCUACCUGGCCAUGUCAGGUUUUUCUACGAUGGUAAGCUCCUGAGACUAAGUGCCCCUGCAGAGGAGGUGGCUACGUUCUUUGCUAAGAUGCUGGACCAUGAGUACACAACCAAGGAAAUGUUUAGGAAGAACUUCUACAAGGACUGGAGAAAGGAAAUGACAUCGGAGGAGAAGUCAAAGAUCACAGAUAUAAACAAGUGUAACUUCACGGAGAUAAGCGAGUACUUCAAGGCCCAAUCAGAGGCCCGGAAACAGAUGUCCAAAGAUGAGAAACUGAAAAUCAAAGAGGAGAAUGAGCGUAUCCUCCAGGAGUAUGGUUUCUGUGUGAUGGACAACCAUAAGGAGCGAAUUGGAAACUUCCGYAUCGAGCCUCCCGGUCUGUUCAGGGGGCGUGGGGACCACCCAAAGAUGGGCAUGCUGAAACGCCGCAUCCGCCCUGAAGACAUCAUUAUCAACUGCAGCAAGUGAGUCUCCCCAUCUUCAUCAUCAUCAG
Salvelinus sp. IW2-2015 is the source of this 1286-nucleotide messenger RNA. RefSeq names its product DNA topoisomerase Ib (gene top1b). The record is from RefSeq and is a predicted model, not a curated record. Gene Ontology annotation, molecular function: DNA binding; DNA topoisomerase type I (single strand cut, ATP-independent) activity. Gene Ontology annotation, biological process: DNA topological change; chromosome segregation; DNA replication. Lineage: Eukaryota; Metazoa; Chordata; Actinopteri; Salmoniformes; Salmonidae. Gene Ontology annotation, cellular component: chromosome; nucleolus.